AAUGUCGGAAUUCUCGCAAACCGCCGUAUUUCCAUCAUUGCCACGGGCUGCCAGAGGAGUUCCUGUUAUUCUGGGUAGCUCUCCAGCCGGCGAUAAAAUCCUUUAUUGCAAUGGGAAUUCGGUCUUCACAAUUCCCAUCGACAGCCUCAACUCUGCCGAUAUCUACACAGAGCAUGCUCACCAGACAACAGUCGCCAAAAUAUCUCCGACAGGCUUCUAUUGUGCUUCUGGCGAUACUCAGGGAAAUAUUCGGAUCUGGGAUACUACUCAAUCAACUCACAUUCUUAAACAUACCAUCCCAGUUUUCUCUGGACCAGUAAAAGACAUCGCAUGGGACAGUGAGAGCAAAAGAAUUGCGGCGGUCGGCGAAGGAAAGGAACGAUUCGGGCACGUAUUCCUUCUUGAUACUACAACAUCAAACGGAAGUUUGACAGGACAAAGUCGGACCAUGAACAGUGUGGAUUUUAAGCCAACGCGCCCGUUUCGUAUCAUUUCUGGAUCAGAUGAUAAUACCGUUGCUAUCUUCGAAGGCCCUCCAUUCAAGUUCAAGCAUACUUUUGACCACCACAAAAAGUUCGUUCAGUCUACCAGAUACAACAAUGAUGGCUCGCUCUUUGCCUCAACGGGAAGCGAUGGAACUGUCGUUUUGUACAAUGGAGUUGACGGAGAAAAAGUCGGAGUUCUCGAAGAUGCCAAGGGAGUCGCCCACACAGGAAGCAUAUUUGCUUUAGCCUGGUCUCCGGAUCAAUCAAGAAUUGCUACAGCUUCAGCUGACAAGUCUGUGAAAAUCUGGGAUGUUUCUGCAAGAAAGCUGGAGAGAACUAUUGUGAUGGGAUCGAAGAUCGAGGAUCAACAGCUUGGAAUUGUCUGGACAAAGAGUGCGCUGAUCACGGUAUCUGUCAGUGGAUUCCUGAAUUUCUUGAAUCCAGACGAUGGAAGCGUCGAAAAAAUUCGUCAGGGACAUAAUAAAGCGAUUACAGCUCUUUCGAAGAGCUCUGAUGGGAAAUUCUUGUUCAGUGCCGAUGCGGAAGGCCAUAUUACUACCUGGGAAAUUUCAAGCGGAACUUCUUCUCGAAAAUCUCCACAUACCACAAUGAUUACUGGUGCCCAGACGUCUUCCAAUGGCGACUUAUUCACUGUUGGUUGGGAUGAUCAAUUGAAGAUUACUGAUGGAUCCGGAGACACGAAAAGCUUCAAAUUGCCGUCUCAACCAUGUGGACUAGAAGUUUCUGAUGACUUGGCAAUUGUUGCAUGUUACAAGCACGUCGUCGUUCUGUCACGGGGAACGCCAACGGAAAAUCCAAUUGAAUUCCAUUCGACUUGUGUGGCGUUUUGUGCGGAGAAAAGUCUGGUGGCCGUUGGUGGAAAAGAUGCGAAGGUUCAUGUGUACAAACUGAAUGGAGAUGGACGGCUCGAGGAGUUGAAGAAGAUUGAGCACAGUGCGGAAAUCACCGCUGUCUCAUUUUCCGACGAUGGGGAAUAUCUAGCGGUCACUGAUUUGGCUCGAAAGGUGAUUCCCUACUCUGUCUCCACGGAUUUUUCCGUCACCUCUCCAAACUCGUGGACUUUCCAUACUUCGAAAGUACUGACAGUCGCAUGGUCCCCUGACAAUCAACGUCUUGCCACUGGCUCCAUCGACACCAGUGUCAUUAUCUGGGACAUGAAGAAGCCAGGCGAACAUCCGGUUAUUAUUAAAGGAGCCCAUCCAAUGUCAUCUGUGAAUGUGGUCCGCUGGCUCGAUGAGACUACGGUGGUGUCUGCUGGACAAGACUCGAACAUCAAAUUUUGGAAUGUUCCACUCUAGUUUUCAUGUUUAUAUGUUUAAAAUUGCAUAAUUUAUUUUUGAUUACCUAUUUUUCUGCCAAAAGAUGCACGUGAUUUAACAAUUUUUAUUUACAAUUCGAAUGAAAUUUCAAUGAAG
Molecule: messenger RNA, 1921 nt
Organism: Caenorhabditis elegans
Lineage: Eukaryota; Metazoa; Nematoda; Chromadorea; Rhabditida; Rhabditidae
Gene: aipl-1
Product: Anaphase-promoting complex subunit 4-like WD40 domain-containing protein
Exons: 5
Coding region: 2-1804 (600 amino acids)
Source: RefSeq, marked reviewed